AUGGCAGUGGAGCUGUGGGGCAGGACCCCCGACUUGCCGCAGUCAGAAGGGAGCUGGGACCCCUUCCUCCUUCCCAGCCUGAGCCACCCCUCUGGGCUUGGCCAUGGCAACCCCUUCCUGGUUCUGCCAUGUGUGGGGUGUCCGGCUGGGCUCCUGGCCCCUGCCCCCUUUCCUUGCCGCCAGUGGGGAGCAGAGAAGGCAGCUCUUCCUGGAGAGACAUCUCUGAGAGGGCGGAGAGGCAGUCCACCUCCCGAGUUAAUGCCUAACUUGCAGGCAGGGUGUGUCCGGCCAGGAGCUCAGGGACACUUGGGAGAUUCCAGCGCUGACAUGGCACCCCCCCAGGUUUGCUCAGGGCAGGGAAUGGGGCUGGGGGGCUGGAGGAAGAGGGAAGGGUGGGCGCAGGGGGGAGAGAGGGCACCCCACUUCCACCCCAGGGCAGACUCUCGCCCUCCAGCAUCAGAGGCAGGAGACUGGGGUGACUAGGCGGGGAGGGGAGGCCUGUUGCCUUUGCACCCCGUUCCUGGGCUUCUGAAGGGGCGUCUGGUGGGCUGGGAGGCUGGACUAGAGGGGCCCCUUUGGGCCUGAUCCAGCCCCUGCUGCAGAGGCGCAUGUGGCUCAGGCUUUGGAGCUGAGAUUCCCAGAAGUGGCUGGUGGUCUCUCGGGUGGGGGGCAGGUGUCCCCUCCCCAAUGUGUCCAGGGGUCUCGGGGUCUCUCCCCUGUGUGUCUUUACAGCUGUGUGUUUCUGAGACAUUCUCCUUAGAUGUGCAGGAAAGCCCUUAUGUGUAUGGGGGGGGGAGAACGCCCCCACAGCUUGGUUUUUUUCAGGGGGUGGGAGUCUCAGCCAAGAGCCUUCCAUUAAAAGGUCUCUGCCCUGGUCCAGGCAACAGAAGGCAAGCAGCUGGGAGCCUGGGGAGGGGGCAGAGGGGCAUUUCUCUCUAAAUAAUUUUUAUUUAUUUUCCAUUUAAUUAUAUACGUUCACAUCAUCAUUAUCCACUUUACCGCCCUGGCUCUUUAGAGCCUAUCAGCUUCCUUCCCUCCCGCCUCGUGGCUUUCAAAAUUAAAUUUAUAUCAUUUUCCAAUUCUAAUUGCACUCAUUACAGAAUGACUCAAAAUUUAAACAGAUGUAGAAAGGUAGAAAAUUUCUCAUUACAAGUCUUCAGACAACCCUGCUAGCGAUGUUAAUUGCUUACAAUAAUCUUUCAAAUAUCGUAUAAAUUUACUCCAGUCCUUUUGGAAUACUUGAUCAUGCCGGUUUUGGAUUUUUCCUGUCAGCUUCGCCAGUUCCACAAACUCCAUCAUCUUCCUCUGCCCCCUUCUUCCGUUGGUAUUUCUUGUUGUUUCCAUUUUUGGGCUAAAAUAAUUCUUGCUGCGGUUGUUGCACACAUAAACAGUCUUUUAGCUUCCCUUGGUAUCUCUUCACCCAAUAAAAAGGCUUCUGGUUUUUAACAAAACUAUUUUUAAACAUUUUCUUUAACUCAUUAUAUACCAUUUCCCAGAAAGCCUUUGGGGCCAGAGGGGCAUUUCAGUCCUCCUGGCGGAGAACUAGAACUCGGAGCCGGCUUAGCAAGCUCACGCCCAGAGGAGGAGACCCAGCGCUGCUCUCUCAGGGCACAAGGCACACCGGGCAGCUUCCAGCCCCCUGCCCAGCUGGACAUCCUCAAAACCAAUCCCCAGCCAUCCUGAAUUUUGUCAAGCUCUCAGUAAGAGGUGACAUGUUAGAAGUCUCUAAAAUUACACAAGGCGUGGACAGAGGAAAGUUGCUCUCCCUCCUCUUUCCUAACACUGAAACUUACAGACAUCCAAUGAAGCUGAAGACGGAGGAAAGAUGAAAUAAAUUGCUUCUCUAUGCAGUGCAGUGUUAACCUAUGGAACUCACCCCCUCAGGAGACAGUGAUAACCACCAAGCUAGAUGGCUUUAAAAGAGACAGCAGUGCUUCUGAAUGCCAGUUGCUGGAAACCACAAGAGAGGAGAGGACUCUGGUGCUCAGGCCAAUAUAAUAAUAAUAAUAAUAAUAAUAAUAAUAAUAAUAAUAACUUUAUUAUUUAUACACCGCCCAUCUGGCUGAGUUUCCCCAGCCACUCUGGGUGGCUCCCAAUCGAGCGUUAAAAACAAUACAGCAUUAAAUAUUAAAAACUUCUCUGAACAGGGCUGCCUUAAGAUGUCUUCUGAAUUUCAGGUAGUUAUUUUUCUCUUUGACAUCUGGUGGAAGGGUGUUCCACAGGGCGGGUGCCACCACCCAGAAGGCCUGGUUUCCUGUAGCUUUGCUUCUCGCAGGGAGGGAACCUCCAGAAGGCCCUCGGAGCUGGACCUCAGUGUCCGGGCAGAACGAUGGGGGUGGAGACGCUCCUUCAGGGAUACUGAACUGAGGCCGUUUAGGGCUUUCAAGGUCAGCACCAACACUUUGAAUUGGGCUCGGAAACGUCCUGAGAGCCAAUGCAGAUCUCUCAGGACCGGUGUUAUGUGGUCCCGGCAGCCACUCCCAGUCCCCAGUCUAGCUGCCACAUUCUGGUCUAGUUGUAGUUUCCGGGUCACCUUCAAAGGUAGCCCCACGUAGAGCGCAUUGCAGUAGUCCAAGCGGGAGAUAACUAGAGCAUGCACCACUCUGGGGAGACAGUCCGUGGGCAGGGAGGGUCUCAUCCUGCAUACCAGAUGGAGCUGGUAGACAGCUGCCCUGGACACAGAAUUGACCUGCACCUCCAUGGAAAGCUGUGAGUCCAGAAUGACCCCCAGGCUGCGCACCUGGUCCUUCAGGGACACAGUGACCCCUUUCAGGACCAGGGAGUCCUCCACACCCGCCCGCCUCCUGUCCCCCAAAAACAGUACUUCUGUCUUGUCAGGAUUCAACCUCAAUCUGUUAGCUGCCAUCCAUCCUCCAACUGCCUCCAGGCACUCACACAGGACCUUCACCGCCUUCACUGGUUCUGAUUUGAAAGAGAGGUAGAGCUGGGUAUCUUCCGCAUAUUGAUGGACACCCAGCUCAAACCCCCUGAUGAUCUCUCCCAGUGGCUGCAUUCAGAUGUUAAAAAGCAUGAGGGAAAGGGCAGAACCCUGAGGCACCCCACAAGUGAGAGCCCAGGGGUCUGAACACUCAUUCCCCACCACCACUUUCUGGACACGUCCCAGGAGGAAGGAGCGGAACCACUGUAUGACAGUGCCCCCAGCUCCCAGCUCCUCUAGGCGGUCCAGAAGGAUGUUAUGGUCGAUGGUGUCAAAGGCCGCUGAGAGAUCUAGCUGUUUGAAAGCAGGCCGGUGCAAGUAGAUAAAUAGGUACUGCUGUGGUGGGAAGGUAAAUGGCGUUUUCAUGCGCUCUGGUUUCCGUCACGGUGUCCCAUUGCACCAGAAGUGGUUUAGUCCUGCUGGCCACAUGACCCAGAAAUCUGUCUGUGGACAACACCGACUCCCUUGGCCUGAAAGCGAGAUGAGCGCCGCAACCCCAGAGUCGCCUUCAACUGGACUUCACCGUCCAGGGGUCCUUGACCUUUUAACAGGCAUCCCGUCAGCCACUGUGAGACCAGGAUUAGAUGGGACCCUGGCCUGAUCCAGCAGGGUCUCCUCAUGUUCUUGUGGGUGGGGGUGCAGACCCUCCAAAUGUCCCAAUUUUCCAGGGACAGCCCCGGAAUUACAGAAGCUGUCCCAGUUUCUGAUUUGAUCCCGGAAUAUCUUGGUUUUCCUUUUUUCCUCCUCCUCCUCCACAGAGAACAAUUCAAAGUGGUGGCUGGGUGUGUAGGUGGGAAAGUGGAGUCCUGUUUCUCCUGAAAAUAACUUCCGUGCUCCAGAUGAAGGAAACGCUCAUUCUCAUAGUUUCCAUUAGUGUUAUUAAUAUAUUCGACCUUUUCCCCUGGCAGCCUCAAGGCAGCUCACCACUACAUUUUCAUUUCAUUCCAUUUAUCUGUGGAAGGUGUUGUACAUGAUCACUUCGCUCGCACAUUUUUCCUUUACAACAACCCUGUGAGGGACGCAGAGAGGCAACAGAUCGCUGUGUGUAUAUGAUCAAAGGCAGAAGAUGCUUCCUGAUGUAGAAUGGGGUGUCCCUGUUAUCACCGGAGACAGGUUGGAGGGCAUGGAGGUGCCCCCUCACUCCUGGCCUGGCCCAGAGGCGGAGAGCUGAGCAGAGCUUUGAGGGCUCCUUUGAGGGCAUCCAAUUGGUCCCAAGCGGAGUUUCAUCUGCCUGCCCAGCCAGGGCCAGAUCUGUUUCUGACAGGAGGCGCUGGGACUUAGCCCCCCCCCCCGUAAAACCCCUUCCAGAUCCCUGGAAGGUGCCACCUGGUUGCCCCACAGCUCUCGUGCUUCUGACAUGCUCAGAGGCACCCUCUUCUCCUUUGCUACCUCGUAGGCAGCUGCCUUCAGCCAAGUCAAGCCUCUUGGUCCACAUAGCUCAGUCUUGUCCACACUGACCGCAGCAGCAACAGCGCUCCCAGGGUUCCAGGUAGGGGGCAGUUCCUGGCCCUGUGACCUGGCAACCUUCGAGAUGCCAAGAAGGUGCUCUGUGCCUGAGUGACCGCUGGCCCUUCCUUUGGGCUGACUUGUGGAAGUCUCCUGCGCCGUUUUCUGUCUCAGAAUAAACCCUGGAGGAGCUGGCCAGGCUGAGACCACGAAUCGUGGCUGCCUCUGUGGCCCUGGUACAUCAGCCUGGCAUCUGCCACUUGCCUCAGGGUUGCCCCAAGCCACCUGCUGGCAUACAGGUGCCUCUUGGGGUGGAGAGAGGAUUUGCUGUGUCUCCUGGGUCACCCCUGCCUUGCCUUUCUCUCUGUGGUGGUGGGUGUUUUAGGACAAGUUAGGGGUUGGACUAGAUGACCCCGGGUCCCUUCCUAUUCACAAUGCUCUGAUUCUGCGAUAUGACUGAAUGGGCAAAGUGUUUAGCUCCACUAAACGCCCCCCCUCCCUUCCCACUCCUAUUCCAUCAGCGAUGGAGUUUGCCCCCCCUGCUCCCCCCCCGGUCCAGGACGGAUGCCCCCCCCCCCCCAGCUCCCCCCACUUUGCUUUGCCCUCCCCCUCCCCCCACCCUGCAUUCUCUGGGGAGAAUCCUGCGCUUGAGUGAAAGGCGCUGGAAUUGGGCUGGUUGCCCUGGCAACAGGUUGGCAUCAUGUUUGGUGGAGGAGCUCAGAGGGCAGGGAGCUAGCGGCGCGGCAGCCAUGCCCAAGCGAGGAUGUUGGCACGCCCCCCUGCCCCCCUCCCCCCUCCCACAGAAACUGGGGUGACUCAUUCGCCCACCAGCCCCUCACUCGGCAGCUGGAGCGGCGGCAGAGCGGAGGCAGCCGGGCGCUUGGCAGCGCUUGAGAGCUGGGCUACAGGUGCCGCCUUGGGGAGGGUGGCACGGAGUGUGGGGCAGGGGUCUUGGGGACUGUGUGGGGCGCUCUGGGUGCUGGCGGGACGGAGAGAGCCUGUGGGGCGCUGCUGCUGGAGACUCCCACGCCCCAUACCUGGCUGGGUGUCCCAGAGAUUCCUGGGGAGAUGAGGGUCCCUGGCAUAAAUGGUGCCACUGCCCCCCUAGCUGGCAUCAGCGGCAGUGGGGAACUACUGGGGGGGGCGUCUUCUUCACCCUCCCCAGCACUCUUCUGUUUCCUGACAGCCUCGAAGAAAACGGAGUUGA
Molecule: messenger RNA, 5591 nt
Organism: Podarcis lilfordi (Lilford's wall lizard)
Lineage: Eukaryota; Metazoa; Chordata; Lepidosauria; Squamata; Lacertidae
Source: the annotation of a GenBank genome assembly